UUACCGAAGAAAAGCAAUGUCCAUGGCGGGAACGGAAAGGGAUCAUCCACAGAAGCAACUCUUGAGCCUCAUCCGCAAUUUUGCCUCCGAGAAAUCUCAAGGAGAACGAAGGGUAGUUACUCUGAGAAAGCAAAUCGAGAAGCUCACUUCUGAUUUGAGCGUUGUUAACGUGGAGCUUGAAGAUGCUAAGCGAUGCAAAGAACUCACUGAGCAGGAGAUUAUAGGUUUUGAAGUUCAAUUUUCCAUGAGUGAAGCUUCAGCUCAAACGCUCGAGGCAAGGAUAUCUCGAAUUCAAUAUGAAAUCUCUGCUCUGAGAUCUGAAGUGGAAACUCUCAAGAUGGAAGAAGCAGCUUUACGUGAGCAAUUCAUCCACAGCAUGCUUGAUCUGAAUGCCAAGAUAAGGAGAUUUCAUGAGAGCAUCAUUAAUUGUGAUAUUGAAGCAGUAGAUUGUGAAGCUUAUACAGAUGCACCACAAGUGAAUAUGAAAGAGAAUGAGAAUGAUGAUGAAAUUGUUGCUCUUGAAAGUAUGCUUUCGGAUAUACUAUCUCAAACAACUAAAGAGGAUGAGGAAUACCGAGCAGAAAUCGAAACUCAUAAGAAAGUUACACAAACAAAUUCCGUUGUGUCCUUAAUUGAACACAAGCAGACUUCAACCUUAGAAGCUACAUACAACACACUUGUCGAGGAACUUCAAAGAAGAUGCAUUUGUCCUAGUUGCCAUAUGGACAAUUUGGAAGCUAUUAGUGCACUUCUUCUGCCAGAUGAGGAUAAGUGA
Messenger RNA from Arachis duranensis, 775 nucleotides. RefSeq lists its product as uncharacterized. The transcript is spliced from 9 exons. The coding region runs from base 17 to 775 and encodes 252 amino acids. The record is from RefSeq and is a predicted model, not a curated record. Lineage: Eukaryota; Viridiplantae; Streptophyta; Magnoliopsida; Fabales; Fabaceae.